Daucus carota subsp. sativus is the source of this 2425-nucleotide messenger RNA. RefSeq names its product probable nucleoredoxin 1. Bases 161 to 2296 code for a protein of 711 amino acids. The record is from RefSeq and is a predicted model, not a curated record. Lineage: Eukaryota; Viridiplantae; Streptophyta; Magnoliopsida; Apiales; Apiaceae. The transcript is spliced from 6 exons.
UGAGAGGUAGAUGGGCCUGUAACAAUAUUAAAUCCAAUAAAACAUACAAGUGCACAUCCUAGACUCCUAGACUUCGAGUACACCAGAUUUUAUAAGAUAUGUGUUAGGUUUAAGUUCGUAAAGACAUACAUAGUGUUGGAAGAACAAGUAUUCGAUAAAGAUGGUGCUUUCAGCCAGACAUGGUCUAAGAAUUGCAUGUUUCACUGUGUGGAAUGAAUAUAUUUAUCGUGGAUUACGGGGGUUUGCGAGGGGAUAUGUAACUUCAGUUGAGGGAAAUUUAUUGUUACAGUCGGAACCUGGUUCUGUUUUUCGGAGCAUAAAGUUUUCGAAGCAGUAUUGCAGUGAAGCAAAUCGAGAAAAAGAAAACCCUUUAGGUACGAUCUACAAAGUAAAGAAGGAAAUCAAGGAUAUAAAUGGAAGAUCUGUAUCCAAUCCCUUAAUGGAAAGGAUGAAUUAUGUUAGAAAGAGGAUGCAAGGGGGGAGACGAGACAAGAAAGAGCUUAAAGUCAAAGAAGGAGAUAUUAUUAACUUAAUGGACCUUCUCUUUACCGAGAACAGGGAUUAUCUCGUCAAACACAGUGAUGACCUAAAGGUAAAAGCUGAGCACUUGGUAGGAAAGGCUAUACUUUUAUAUUUUGUACCAAUAUGUUCUGAGCUUACCUCAAUGGAGAGGGAGUUGACAACAUCUUUGGUCGACAUAUACUAUGAUUUGCUGCCAAACAAUGAUUUUGAAGUCAUCCUUGUCGCAGUUAAUAAUCUUCGUGCUACCUAUAGUGGGUCUCAUAUCCAGACCGACCCUCGAAAGAAUUUUGAAGAAAUCUUUUCUCAAAUGCCAUGGACUGCCAUACCGUUCUCAGAUAUAGCAUCACGUAAACGCAUAGCAAGAAGAUUUAGCAUCUCAGAAUGUGAUUUUUAUUACACUGUUUCAUUUCUUCUUGAUUCAAAAGGUAUUGUUUUGACAUGCAAUGCUUGUCCAUAUUUUACACGAUAUGGUACUCAAGGUUAUCCGUUCACCGAAGAAAGAAUAAGAGACCUGGAGUCUGGAGAUGAUAGAGCAGCUAAGCAACCCUCUUUGGAAACACUCCUUGGCUCUCCUGUACGUGAUUAUGUCAUCUCAAACAAAGAGGAUAGGGUACCUAUUCACACCCUUAAAGACAAAGUGGUAGCUCUGUAUUUCUAUGAAGAUGGUGUUACUGAUGAAGAGCUCACUGUAAAACUUAAGACUGCUUAUAAGGAGUUAGCGAAAAAUAAGGAAAAAUUUGAGGUUGUACUCCUUUAUCUUUAUGACACUCUCGGUACUAUACAUAGUACAAAUGAAGAAUCAUUUUGGAAAUUUUUUGAAACUAUGCCUUGGUUAGCCCUUCCGUUUAAAGACCCAAAUCAUAAGAAGUUGAAACGGAUUUUCGGUUAUCCAAAUAACUUAUAUGGGCCAGAACCAGUUCCUACACUCGUUAUUUUUGGGCCUAAUGGUAAAUUUGUUGAGCCCUGUGGCGCUGAUAUCUUGAUAAAUUUCGGAAUUUCUGCAUACCCAUUCACUCGGAAUAGACUUGCCAAGUUAGAGACUGAAAAAGUAAAGGAACUGAAGCUGGAGAUGCUCUUGGAUCCAAACACUUUUUUCAAAGUAAAAAAAGACAGGUCAAAGAUAAUGAAAUCGAAACUGGAAAUGCUCGGGGAUCGAAUCAUGUUUGUCAUAGUAAAACAUGUGCUGGAGUUUCUUCCCAACUUUUAUCUGCUUCUGAAACCUAUGAUUCUUGAUAAGAAGGUUCCAUUCUCCCAGCUUGAUGGGAAGAGACUCUUAAUAUAUUUUGAGAUGGGUAAGUAUUACAACCACUUACAGAAACUAAAGUUGAUGAAAGAUAUAUAUCUGCGAAACAAAGGUACAGAUGAUGAGUUUGAAGUGAUUCACAUCAAGAAAUCACCAUCCCAGAAUAAGCAUGUUGAAGAUAUGCCAUGGUUGGUGCAUUAUUAUGGUGAAGGGUAUUCACUUUCAAAGGAGUUGGAGAGUAGUAUUUUUAAUUUUAAUUGUCAUAGUCCCGAGGGGAUUGAAGCUUGUUUACUUCUUGCUUUUGAACGAGAUGGAAGUAUUGUCAGGAAAACAUUCUAUCCUAGUUUUGAUAAUAUGGCAUUUCCUUUUUAUGCUGGUGGUUUGGAGAAAGAGUUCUUUGACCAGUUAAAUCAUGCUUUCGGAUGGUACUACUGGGAGUUCUCUAGCCAGAAGAAGCAGAUAUACAAGAGGAGGCUUAAAUGGGAAAGAGUUCAACUGAUUGACUCUAACCAAAGGUUUUUUUUAUAUUAAUCAAAAUAUAUACAUUAAAUUUGGUUCAGUGUCAUAAAUCUGGGUGUUUGAAUUUUAUCUGUACUUGUAUAUUUUUCAGUUAAUAAAACACGUAAUUAAAUAUAUUUAAACUAGUUUGUUUUGCAUUCA